CGUUAUAUUUUACACCUGUAAUUCUGCGUACUGAAUACGACUGUUUAUCAACAAAUUUAAUUAAGGAGUAUUCAGCGAUUGGACUAUAUGUAUUUCAAAAAUUAUUAUUUCUCUGAAAAUGCCUGGCGGGAAUCAGAAGAAGUCCAAAAAACAACGUGACAAUCCUACAAAGACCCAGAAAGAAGAGGCAGGUGGUUCAUUAUCACAAACAGCAGACCAUAUAAAGACGAAAUUGGACCAAACCUGCAGACACCUAGACAUGUUGUUCAAGCAGAAUGCCCUGGAAACGGCAAAGCUUGGUCCAAGACCUGAGUUGAUGGGGCUGACACCUUUAUCGGUGGCAGCAAAGGUCAACUACAUCGACGCCGUGAUCAGGCUGCUGGCCGCCAACGCCGACGUCAAUGAGCAAUCAAGCGACGGGGGUACAGCACUGAUGCAGGCGACCAUUGGGAAGUUCUAUAACACCAUGGAGAUACUCCUGAAGAGGGGAGCAGAUCCUUCCAUAGCCAACAGUGAAGGAAACAAUGCAUUUAUGGUUGCAGUGACUACAGGCGACGCCAAGGUGCUCAACGGCAUCUGGCCAUACCGACGAAAUCUCGACAUCAACUACGCCAACGAAAUCGGAUACACCGCGCUCCACCUAGCGGCCGAGUUGCGCUGGGAGAGCUGCAUUCAGUUUCUUCUCCUGAACGGUGCCGACGUCAACAAGCGGUGCAAGAAAGGCUGCAGCCCGCUGUUUAUCGCCGUAGUGAACGACGACAUCAAGUCGGUGGAGAGACUGACGGCCAACCACUGCAACAUCCUUCUGGAGGACGAGAACUCGUACACGGCGAUAUGUAGGGCAGUGGAUUUGGAGAAGCAUGAAAUAGGGAAUUUCUUACUGCGGAAGCUGAGCACUCCAGAGAGAGACUAUUUCGUAAAGACGAGAAUCGAGAAGCUUCGCGCCAACUUCAGCGAGGACCUCGCGAACGGCAUCGUGUUCCACGUGCUGAUCGCGGCGCACGCCGAGCUGAAGGACACGUACUAUAAGUUCAAGCUGGUGCCCAACCUCAUCCAGAUGUCCCAGCGGCACAUCGAGGACACGGAAUGCGUGGGCUGGGUGAUGGCGCUGUGCUACAUGGUCAUGUACGACCCGGACACGUUCGUGGAGGAACGCUUCGUUGUCCAGUUCAUGCGCGCGCACGGCCAGGAGCUCGUGCUGAAGGCGCUCAAGUACUGCGACGAGCGCGAGCACCUCGGCGUGAGCAUCGAGCACGUGGCGCGCAUCUUCCUGCCGUUCGUGGCGCUCAGCGAGACGAAGGAGGGCGAGCAGUGGCUAGAGAAGAACUGGCUGUCGGUGGCGCGCUACACGGAGUUCCUCAAGACGAACAGUGGCAUCGAGUCGGUGGACGAGUGCUGCAGCUUCCACGGCCGGGAGAUGUGGAACCGGUUCUCGGCCUACUUCGAGGGCAUCCAGAACAAAUACCACAAGCAGAACGCCGCCGAGCUGUUGGAGGAGGAGACGAGGCGGCAGGAGCAGCAGCAGAAGAAGAAGGAGAAGAAGCGGCAGAAGCGGCAGAAGCAGAAGGAGUGGAAGACGACCGGCGGCGCGUCCGACAGCGACAUCAUGGCCGAGUGUUACGCUCCGCAGGAGCAGAGGUCGGAGCCGGUGCUGCUUCACGCGAGUCAGGACUACCACGGCGACAUGGGUGUUGAAAAGCAGCAUGUGGGUAACAGAGACGCUGGAGGGAUAAUGCCCUGUAACGACGGCGGUGUCGAGGUUAAGAUGAGAGAUACUUCUUGUCAUAGUGAGUACAUCCACGUCCCUGACCCCGCUGUCGUCGCUGUGUCUCAGGAAAGAGAACCUGCCCAUCAGUCAAACUUCAGUUUCACGGCGGAGGAGAACUCCAGCAGCUGGAUAACGGUGGAAUCAAAAAAGUCCGUUCAGGUCAAGGUCACCGGAUCAAAGACCGCGAAAGGGUUCGGGUCGCUGGAAAAGAACAACGGCAAGAAACGCAAUGGCCAGGGUAAGAAGAAGUCGAGCCAGAAGUCUAGUCCCGUCAAACUGCACAGCAACAUGAAGUGGUCCGACGUUGCCAAGGGAAACAUCAUACCCAACAACCAGACGUGGGGCCAGGCGUCCGUGUAUGUGGAGAUGAAACCCGAGAACGACACGGCCAUCCCUGAUUACGAGCAGGAGUUCCCGUCCUUGCACGGGAAAGACAAGUCAGACGCCGGGUACGUACUGACUUCCUUUGAAUCAAUGACUGACGUUGCUUCCGAGUCCGUGUGCUCGGGGAUGACGGUCGACUUUGAGAAUGAACUCGACCAGGAGACGGAGAAUUGGGAGUACGAGCGGUCGGCAGAGGAAAACGACGGUCAGCAAAGGGCAGACGUCUGUGACUCGUUCACCGACGCUAAUUCCGGCGUCUAUGGCAUCCCAAUGUGGGCAGACUUUACCUUAAAAGCAAACCCUGACUAUUACAUACAUCAGGCGCAGCCCCCUCUUCCUCCUCCUCCUCCUUACUGUAUGCCGCGAGCUGUUGACCAGGUUUGUUUUCAAAAACCAGUGGAAUCGUUAAACAGCAUUGCAAAUUCAUUGUCACGCCCACAACCCAUGGAUUCAUUAAACGGCCCUGGACAGUCGGUGAUAUAUCCCAAGCAAGUCCAGGUUUGCAAUUACAAACCAAACUGUUCAGCAGAUGUGAAAUCGCAGACGCAAAUUAUUACCAACAGAGAUCUGUUUUCAAAAGCAACCUAUUGUCACUCUGUUGCGGAGUUGGAAGCCUUAAUGAAGGAGGAGAUCUCGAAUCCGAAUGUUGACGUACAAGGAUCCCUUUCUAAUAGCUCCGUUCAAGAGUACCUCAAAAGAUGCGAAAACAGCAGGAAGGGCACGUGCAACAAAGAGCAAGACCAAAACAACAUGGUUUCCUUUCUCAGCAAAGUGAUUGGUGGCAGCACCGACCUGGAUGGCGGAAGGUCAGACAAGAUUCUGUUCCCAGCAGACCUGCGCGACGACGACCACAGUGAGAAGGGCGACUCCAGCAAGGACGACCUGCUGCCCUAUCCAGAGACGAGGGAACUGUUCCCGGGCUUCUAUGACUGCAACGAUUCCGUCGUUGGAAAGGGCGUGCUGGCGUUGUCUCUUGAGGACCUGGCGAAACAGCAGGUCCUCGAGCACUACAAGUACUUGGCAGGUAACGACUCGCUGAAAGACAACGUCUACUUCCACGACUUCUACUACUAUGCGUCGCUGUACGGCCUCACCAUGGAGGACCUGGAGAAGUACGCCUCGACGAAGAACGGAAAAACGGAAGACUUGCAGGACGAGAUCGCUCCGGCGCCUUCAGGCUCGCAUUACUCGCAGGCCGAAUUGGAGGAGUUUCAACCCCGGCAACUGUGCAGUCUGUCGAAGGACGCUCUGGAGAAGGCGAAAGACGAUAUCGCCCCGAAAGACGACGUGGACUCGUCCGAUGCCAACGCGGUGGUCCAGGGCAACCGGCCGUCCAGCCCGCACAAACUGGCCGAGGCCAAGUGGUCGGCUCGGAGCCGGAGGUGGAAAGACAAGCUGCGCAAGAUUCUGGAACUGCCGAUGACGAUGCGGACGCAGUACAGUAAAAUUGUAAUUCCUAUCCGGACACAGGAUUUCAAUAUUAACCCCAAUGGUAAUCCAGUUGUAUUGGGAUUUCUGACAGACGGAUCAGAGGUCGCCGUGAAGGUCAUGGACGGCACGCGCAUGACCGUCAACAAAGAGGUGGUGAAGCAGUUGGCUCAGUCUGACAUGAAUUUUAACUUUCUCCUCAGAUACAAGGCGCUGGCCGAGGUUGGCAGCCGACACUUCCUGGCGAUGGAGCUGUGCGACUACACCCUGCAGGAGUACAUCAAGAUCGUGCACCUCGACCACAAGCACGACCCCCUCUCCGUCAAUAGACUCGCCUGGCAGCUCCUCAAGGGCAUCAAAUACCUGCACGACGACAUCGGCAUCGUCCACGGCAACCUCAAGCCCGACAACAUAUUUGUGGAUUCAGAAGGCAAACUUCGAGUGGGUGGCUAUGGAAUCGUCGCCAAAGACAGAAUGUGUCGAUUUUCACUUGGUCAGUCUCAAAAAGGUGGAAGUCGGUGUUGGCAGGCCACGGAGAUGUUGAUGGAGAAUGAUGAAGACGCCGUGCCUACAAUGACGUCAGACAUACAGGUGGUGGGUAUGCUGCUGUACUACAUCCUGAGCGGCGGUCACCACCCGUACGGCCAGAACCCGUACGAGAUCGAGGUGAACAUCUGCCUCAACAGCGCCGAGCUGACCUACCUCAACGAGGAGGCCAACGACCUCAUCUGCGGCAUGCUCUUCUCAGACAUCGAGGCUCGCCCGUCCAUUGACCUCUGCCUCAGACAUCCGUAUUUCUGGUCGGACGAGAAACGUUUUCGACUCAUACUGAUCGUCGGGUCUGACGUACUCAAAGAGAUGAAAACUGGCGUGGCACUGACUGGGAAUGGUGGGACCAAGAUGACAGACUUUCUGAACGUCGUUCCAAACCAAGCCGUUAGUGACAACUGGAUCACUGAAAUACACCCGUCAGUUAUGAAAGAGAUGCGAGCUUUCCGCCAGUACAAACACAGUCUGUCUGAACUGGUGCUCUUCGUCUACAACUGCUGUCUGCACUUCGAUAAAAUGUCUCGUGCUUCCAGAGAGGCCCUGGAUGAUCCGUGCAAGUAUUUCCUGGCCAAGUUUCCCUUCAUGUUCAUGGCAGUGUACCGAGCCAUCAAGGUGUCGGACAGAACAGAACGCACCUGCUACAAACCUUUCUUCUGAAACGCAAACCAGUGGCGUGUUCAGGAGGGCAAGCGCGCGCGAACAAAUUGACUGGUGUCCAUCAUUUCUUAUAAUCCAGUUACAUUCAUUUAACGUUAAGCGCAACUGAAACCCGACUCGCAAAUGACCACGAGCGCUCGGCCGUCUGAACAUGUCUUUGUAUACCCCUGGAAAUUAAUUAAGCACCACCCGAGUUGUAUUUUCAGCCAGAAAAAGCGCCUAGAAGUAGUCGUCCGUGCCGACGGAGUGUAAACCAGAUAUUGACUUCUUACAUAUAGUCUGUAUCUACUGCGUAUUUACCGAGAUGGCAUGGAUAAAUUACUUAUGAGAAUAAUUAAGCACACCAAUGUGAUUCCAGCCCCAUAGUUAAUCACUAUACAUUGACAUGCAUAUUUAUACGAUUUCUAUCUUUUUCUCCCCUAAGACUACAUUAAAUAUUGAUGCAAUGACAGUCUUACUUGCUGUGCAUCUGUAUACAAUGUACACAGAACAUUAAUGUAAUUGUUCUACAUCUUUGAAAUUGUCACAAUUACUUUAGAAAUAGAAGUCAUAUGCUGAUAACUAGCUGGUGCUUAAUUAAUUUCCAAGCGUAUAUAUAUAUAUGAGUUGUGUUCAGGCGAACAAUUUUUAGCCAUAUUAUUUUACUUGCUUUCACACUUUCUCAUUCCCUGCAUACUUUUAGCAUUUUCUAGUUUCUUAAAACCUAUUUUGCUACUUCAUAUGAGCCAUCACAUUAGAAGAUCUACAAGUUAGCUUAGCACAGUUUCUGCUUGCAGCUUUGCAAGAUAUUUUCUUUUUCUACGUUAUCUGUUUGGAGAACGUAAGCCCAUACAAAUGGUGUGAGGAAUAUAAACCCCGAGGAUUAGAAAAAAGGAAAUCACAUAUCACAAUUUGAGUUAUCACAUUACAAACAUACAACUACUUAGCACAUACGUUCAACAGAGCUGUAUAAACUUUAAAAGGGUAACUGUUGUUGAAGAAAGAAUAUAAAACAAUAUUGUAAGGAUUAAGAGAGAAAAGAACUCCGCGCAAAAACCGAUAAAAAUCAUUUCGAUAAAAAUUGUGAAAACGAUAGCAGAAAACAUUGGUUUAUAGUAACAUAUUAAAUUUCUAAAAAUCAGUUAGUUUAGUUGCAAAAUUCAAUAAUCAAAUGUUGUGUGCACCAAAAGUGGCAUUUUUUGCUGAAUCGUUCACGAAAGUGACAAGCAAAUCAGAACGCCGUAUCGAGGUCAUGUGAUCCAAUAUGGCAGGUCCUAUCUAUUUCUCGUGUUUAGGCUGUUAACUUCAUAUUCUUCCCUGGACUCAACCACUGGCCAUGCCAGAGACUGGACUCAGGAUUGACAUGGCGUGAUAAAACGAAAAAGUGUUUGGAAUUGGAAAUUUAGUGAUUUCUUGCUAACAGUAUCAUGUAAUAUUCUGAUGGAAAACUUUACGAAUGACUUGACCUACAUUAGGAGACUAUAUACCACCGUGACCACAUCCUAGGUUGGCAAGGGGCUGCGGUCAGCUGGUAGAACACUCGUCUGAGCUGUUAUGGGUCAUACAAUCGAUCGCUAUCAGUGGAUUCAACGGUCGUGGUAUGUGCUGUCCUGACUGAAAAAGUGCCACAUUUAUAUAAAAGGCACUUGCGGAUUCAGGGUUUUUUUUAAUGUUUUUUUUUUAGGCAAGAGUAGCUUAUAUGACGUGACUGCGUUCAGUAAAGAGCAGGCUAACGUUCGUGAAUUAUUUAACCGAUUCCGUAGCCCACUGAUAACGUCCUCGCCUGGUGCACGGUCGGUCUAGGAUCGACCCCUGUAGGUGGGCCCCUUUGGGCUAUUUCUCUUUCCAGCCAGUGCACCUGGGCCCGUGCUUAUAAACUUUUAGAGUCCAGACUAAAUCUCUAAUGACGUCA
Molecule: messenger RNA, 6677 nt
Organism: Gigantopelta aegis
Lineage: Eukaryota; Metazoa; Mollusca; Gastropoda; Neomphalida; Peltospiridae
Exons: 17
Coding region: 119-4786 (1555 amino acids)
Biological process (GO): mRNA processing; IRE1-mediated unfolded protein response; intrinsic apoptotic signaling pathway in response to endoplasmic reticulum stress
Cellular component (GO): IRE1-TRAF2-ASK1 complex
Molecular function (GO): protein serine/threonine kinase activity; RNA endonuclease activity; ATP binding
Source: RefSeq, a predicted model, not a curated record